AUGUCCGGGCAGCAACCGCCGCCGUAUGGCAACGGGCCACGUGGCUGGAAUCCACGCGCCCACAAUCCAGCCUCACCCUCGCCCUCGUCCUUUCUGUAUCGUCCGCCCUCGCCGUGGACGACGGCGCCGAGUCCGCCGCCCAUUAUAGCCGGGCCGCGACCCUUUGGCCAUGCCAUGUCACCGGCGCCGCUCAAUCAGCAUCAGCAUCAGCAUCCGACCAGCUCGUUCCAGCUGUCGCCCACACCGUCGCCGAUUGUGUGCCAGACGCCGAGCUCGGACUUUACAUACAGCAAUCGACAGACACCGCUGUCCCAUCAAUCCCAGCAAUCGCACUACCAACAGCAGGCCCCUCCGCCCCAAUACCUGCAGCAGCUCCAUCAGCAGGGACUGGGACCACCGAUACCACCACAACCGAGACAACACGGACACGGACUGGCUCAGGACCAGAUCGAUUUUAUCGGCGUGCCGCUGGAGCCUCCGCAGCCUAGAUCCUAUGUGAUUUAUGAUGACGAAGAGGAGUUUGGUCCAUCGACCGCCGAGAUAAUAGCGAAUCAAUCGCAGGACUAUGUCGACGAGAAGCUGGCCGAAUAUCAGAUGACGAUAUUGCAGCUGCAGGCUUUCUGGCAAUCGGAUGGCGGCAUUUAA
This is a messenger RNA of Drosophila persimilis, 645 nucleotides long. RefSeq names its product leucine-rich repeat extensin-like protein 3. The coding region runs from base 1 to 645 and encodes 214 amino acids. NCBI's taxonomy places the organism in Eukaryota, Metazoa, Arthropoda, Insecta, Diptera, Drosophilidae. The record is from RefSeq and is a predicted model, not a curated record. The transcript is spliced from 3 exons.